Trypanosoma rangeli is the source of this 879-nucleotide messenger RNA. RefSeq names its product nucleolar RNA-binding protein. The transcript has a single exon. Bases 1 to 879 code for a protein of 292 amino acids. Lineage: Eukaryota; Euglenozoa; Kinetoplastea; Trypanosomatida; Trypanosomatidae. The record is from RefSeq and is a predicted model, not a curated record.
AUGGAAGGAUUCUACGGUGUUGAAGUGGCGGCUGGAAAGCAGGUGGGCCUCAAAAUCCCCGAGGAGCACGCCCUUCGUCUGACUCAGCUCGCCCUCCCCGCCAACGCAAGUGCCGCGAUUUCUCUGAUAGUUUCCUUCCAAGGGAAGCAGUUCACCAUCGCCACGCUUGACCCCAAGAAGAACGUCUUCCAGAUGAAUACAGACCUCGUCUUUACGGAGCCCACGACGCUGACCGCGACAGGUGCAGGCUGCGUGCACGUGACUGGCUACGUCCAGCCUGUCGGCGAUGAUCUGGACAGCUUCGCCGGCCACGACUUCGAUGACGAUGACGAUGAUGACGAGGAGGAUAUGGUGCCGAAGAAGAGGAACGGCACGGCUGCUGCCCACACCGACGACGAAGAAGAAGAAGAAGAAGAUGAAGAGGGCGACAUGCAUGAUGACGAGGAAGACGACGAGGAGGAUGACGAGGAAGGCGACAUGCAUGAUGACGAGGAAGAUGACGAGGAAGACGACGAGGAGGAUGACGAGGAAGGCGACAUGCAUGAUGACGAGGAAGAUGACGAGGAAGAUGACGAGGAGGACGAGGAGGAAGGAGAGCAGCCAAGAAAGGUGCAGCGCACUGAACAGGGUGGGUUCCGUGGUGGCAACCGUGGCGGUUUCCAUGGUGGUCGCGGUGGUGAUCGUGGCGGCUUCCGUGGUGGUCGCGGUGGUGAUCGUGGCGGCUUCCGUGGUGGUCGCGGUGGUGAUCGUGGCGGCUUCCGUGGUGGUCGCGGCGGUGAUCGUGGCGGCUUCCGUGGUGGUCGUGGCGGUGAUCGUGGCGGCUUCCGUGGUGGUCGUGGCGGUGAUCGUGGCGGCUUCCGUGGCGGUACGCGGUGGUGA